AUGAAUGUUUUUCUUUACAGGUAUUCGGUUAAAGUUGCAUUGCCACAUCCUAUUACAAUACAUGUUCGCACAUCCAAACCAGAUGUAUUCAUCAAACUACAGAUCUUAGAAAAUGAAGAAGUUAUCGUGAGCUCCACCGGGAAGGGUCAAGCUCUCAUACCGGCAAUUAACUUCUUGGGGAAUGAGAAAGACUUGAGCAGCCAGUCCAGCAAGCAAAUUCUUUCAACUCAUACUGCUUUAAAGAAAGAGCAAGAUUUAUACAUCAAGAAAAAAUCUACAGGAGGUCAGAAAUCCUAUAAAAGGCCUGGAAGUGCAAUAGUAGACACUGGUCAGCCUAUUAUGGAUGAAGAAACCAGUUAUAUACCCACUGUAGAUGAAAAUGCUAGCACACCACAGCAGGUAUACAAGUAUAUUAUACAGUGUUCGGUGUUAUAUAACAGUUGGCCUCUCACUGAAAGUCAACAGAUGUUCGUUCAAGCACUAAAAGACUUAGAGAAAAAUGAUAACAAAGGUAUGUCACUCCAAAUACUAUUCCUGCAUUUUAUAUCAUCUAUACAUAUUUAG
Molecule: messenger RNA, 564 nt
Organism: Odocoileus virginianus texanus
Lineage: Eukaryota; Metazoa; Chordata; Mammalia; Artiodactyla; Cervidae
Source: RefSeq, a predicted model, not a curated record